AUGCCGCUCGAGGCUCAGAAGCAGGCUUUGCAAGGAGAGCUGUCCAGUCUGCGUGGGAAGUGUGAAAACCUGGAGAAGAGCAAAUGGCAGCUGCAAGAAGAGGUGGCAGAACUCGAUCAUUGUUUGGAGACUUUGGUGCUGGAUGGCAGCCAAAGAGAAGAAUGUAAAAGAGAGGUAGAAGAACCAACUGACCAGGAAAGAAGUCAAAAGCUACAAGACGUCAGCCUCGUUUUGCAAGCACAGGCAGCCAACCAGGCCCCAUUAGGACAAAUCAGAGACAGUCAUUGUGAUUCCGUGAGAAUCCAGUUGGAAGACAGAAUUAGAGGCCUCGAAAGUGAAUUGGACAGGGUAAAAAGAACCCAACAAGAGAGUGCUUCUCGUAAAGAAGCAACGCAGGCAGAAAUGACGAUGUACAAAGACCUGUAUCUGGAGGAAGUGAAAACCAGAAGAUGCCUAGCCAAGAAAGUGGAAAGGUUGGAAAAGCUUCUGAGGCUAGAGAGGAGGAAAGUCAGGGUUAAUGAAGAGAAAGAAAGCCAGUCCCAGCUGGAAGAAAUGAAGAAGAGUUAUUCUGAAAAGGUCAAGGAAGUUGAUAGAUUACGAAGAGAGGUUGCUGAACUUUCCCAGCAGCUGGACAGGGAAUGUCAAAAGUGCACGCAGUUGGAAGCCAAAAAUCAAGAUUUGCAAGAAGAGCUGUCUACCCUGCGUGGGAAGGGCGAGAACCUGGAGAUGGACAAAUGCCAGUUGCAAGAAGAGCUGGCAAAAGUCCGGCAUCAUUUGGAGACUGACUUGGUGGAUCGCAGCCAACUCGAACAAUGUAAAAAAGAGGUGGAAGAACAAGCCGACCAGGAAAUCAGACAAAAACUCCAGGAAGUCAAUGAGUUUUUGCAAGCACAGGCAGCCUACCAGGACACAUUAGAAGAAAUCCGAAGCAGUCAUUGGACUCCCUGAAAAAAGCAGUUAGAAGAGAGAAUUAGAGAUCUGA
Chiroxiphia lanceolata (lance-tailed manakin) is the source of this 982-nucleotide messenger RNA. Its product is annotated as ankyrin repeat domain-containing protein 26-like. The transcript has 5 exons. NCBI's taxonomy places the organism in Eukaryota, Metazoa, Chordata, Aves, Passeriformes, Pipridae. The coding region runs from base 1 to 948 and encodes 315 amino acids. The record is from RefSeq and is a predicted model, not a curated record.